This is a messenger RNA of Caenorhabditis angaria, 3119 nucleotides long. The record is from the annotation of a GenBank genome assembly. NCBI's taxonomy places the organism in Eukaryota, Metazoa, Nematoda, Chromadorea, Rhabditida, Rhabditidae.
AUGUUAUUAGCAGCAGAUCCACACGAGUCAAUAGACAUUGACAAGUUGGUAGGUUUUUUCUAUUUUUAAAAAUAAGUUCUUAAUUCCCACCUAAAUAUCAGUGAUAAGACUACGGUAUCGUAAUAAGACUACAAAAAUUUUGUAGCCUUUCCAAAUCUACAGUAAUAUUUUCGUUUGUAGGUUGGUUGGCUUUUGGCACAAAUUGAAGAGACAACGGGUACACCAGAUAGUUUUUUCAUUGUCGAUGUUAAUGAUUAUGAGGUUUUUCUUCAAGAACAUAUGACGAAUGGUAAGGAGCAUUGCCACGUGGAUUUUUGAAAUCUACGUAAAAUUUCGACCGAGAAACAUAUAAAAAAUCACUUAGCCACGUGGAUUUUCCUAUUGAAAUUCCAUUGCCGGCGGGAGGAACCGAACCCGCGACUCUUUACUCGAAGAAAAUCUGGCUCAGCCGGUUAGAGAACAAUUUAUUGAUUGAAGGGUGAACAAUUUAUUGAUUGAAAGGUGUUCGAUCCCGCUAGUGAACACUUUUCCGAUUUUUUUUCCGAUACCUUUCCGGGCUAAAAUUCCACCAGGAAUUUGAAAAUCCACAAGACAAACGAUGAAUUUUUGCAGCCUAUCACUAUGAUCGGAUAAUGUUGGCUCGGCUAUGCUACGAGACACCAGUUUUAGCGAGAGCUCGGGUCGAAAAUCACAUGUUGGUGAUUUAUGGACGGGAAAGUGAACGGGUUUCAAAUGUGUUGUUUCAAAGAGGUUUCAAGACAGUUCAUUUGAGAGGAAGUUAGUGUUUGCUCAUUUUAUCUACAAAAAAAAAACAAAGAAAAAUAUAAUUUCAUUCUUCUGUUUUCAGACACUGCGCAAUUCAAAGAGCAAUAUCCUUGUCUUUUCGAACCAUCGAUUGAUUUUUUGAAACUUCGCGAGAUUUAUGAUCAGAAAAGAAAUCAUGUUUAUGGCGGAAGACUUUGGAGAAGUACAUCUGCGAGUCGAUUGAAAACAGUUAGCCGAAAUGAGAGAGCUGAGAAAUCGAAACGAAUGGUUUCAGCAAGUAUGAAGAUACAAAGGAAACCGUGGUUAUAAUGUUAAAUAGAAACAUUCAUAAGUUGAGAUAUGUUUUGUUUAUGGAAUGAAUUUGUUUGAUUUUUCAAUAUUUUUCUAAUUUUCAUUUUUUCGCCAAAUCAAGAGGCUACUGUAGCUUGAUUUUUAGACACGAAAAGUUUCAAUUUCAAAAUUUACCAUGUCGCAUUUUCAGCGUGAAAUCGUGAUCUACAAAUUAUGUUUGUGUCAAUGUUUGUGUCUUCGUCCCUUAUAAUAUGAGCUAUGCUGGUCAACAACAUCUUGCCUUUUACAAACUCUCUAUUUCUUCAAAAUAAAAAAGUUGGCGCAGUUCCAAAAACAUGAAACAUAUGUACGUGAUGUCCAGGUGUUAGUCAAAAAUAUUGUUCAAAACAAGUGUUUCUUGUGCAUAGGGGCGUACUUCAUUUUCUUAUAAAGACCCUAACAUGUGGUCAUGCACAGUUUUUAUUCUCAUUUUUUUGGAUUUUCGAAACAAAAACAUGACUAAUCGUUAUCUAUCAUCGAUUUUUUGUCUCAAAAACUAUGACAAAAAUAAUAGUUUCUUUUUAUUUGAAAAAAAAAUUAUAUUUUUGUCUGUGUUUCUUUUGAUAUGAGCAAUUUUAGAUAAAUCAUGUUUUCUUUAUUUUCUUUUAUUUUUAGUUUCUGUUCCUCAAUUCAAGAAAAUUUUCAAUUAAAUCGAGCCUAAAAUUGGAUCUAAAUUAAUCCCCCGAAAUAUUUCCAAAUGAUUUUUUUCAGGACCAAAAAUGAAUCCUGGAAUUUUGAAAUCAAUCAAUGGAAUGAGAGCUGUGGUAUGUUAUUUUUUAAUUUUUUAAAUUCAAAAAAUUGAAUUUUCAGACUCGUUCAGAUGUUGUUCUGAAAAUGGAAGUUGAUCUUUCGAUGCCAAAAAUGCGAUCGGAAAUAAUCAGAUUCGAGGAUACGAAUUGGUGAGUUAGAUAUUAGGAAUUUUAUCAUAUAACAUGAGCAAUGCUUUUUUUUGCAGGCAAAUGGAAUUGGUCUACACCGGUCCAGAAAACAACCUUGCCUUGAUAAUCAUUUGUGAAAAUUAUGAUUUUUCGAAAUCUUACAACGCUUUGGUUUGCCUCAAAAUCAAUUUUGCUCGUGGCAGACAAGUUUUUCGAAUUUUCGACAACGAAUUCACGGUCCAAGAGAACAACAUUUGUGUGCAAAACAUGCCAACAAUACAAACCCUCGGAGGCAAAAAUGCUCGAUUUGAUAUCCACCUGUCAUUAGGUUUGAAGAAAAUCUUGAAUCAGAAAAAAGAAAUCGCGGUGCCAAUGAUCGAUUUUGAAAAUGAAAAUGGUUCGAAUUUUUGGGACGUUGUUCUCAAAUUUCCAAAUGAUCGAAAAUUGUAUGCAAACCGGGCUUAUUUGUCGUUUCAUUCGACAUAUUUUCAAGUUAUGUUCAAUUCGGAUUUCAUGGAGAGAGAUGCGCGGGAAAUUGAGUUUUUCGAGGAAUUCGAGGUGAGUCUAGGAAUAUAUUCGCGAUUUCUUUAUGUAUUGCUCAUGUUAACCAACAAAAAUAUGCCGAAUUCUUGAGCUAUUGCUCAUCCUAAUGUAAGAUUUUUGAUUUCAGGAAUUCCUUCCGGCUCUUCAAAUUAUUCACGGUGUUCCACUUGAAAUCAACCAAGAAAAUGUGGUAUUUUUGAUGACAAUAGCGGACAAAUACGAUUUUAAAAUUCUGAUGGAACAAUGUAGAGAGGCUGUUCAAAAAAUGGAAACAAUUCAAUUCGAUACAGCUCUGGUUUUGACUGAUCUUUAUGGGGUUGACGGAGUUAUUGUAAGUUAGUCAUGACGUGGCAAAGAAGAAUGAAAAGUUUUUAGAAUCGUCUCAUGGAAAAAUUUGAUUCUGUGGAAGAAAUUCGUGAUUUCCAAAACACGAGCAACUAUUCGAAUUUGAAAGAGCAAACAAAAUUGCUGAUCCGUCACAGGAAAGUCGCACUUUCCAGAAUGGAAGAAGAAGAGGAAGAAGAAGAAGAGGAGCCGAAGCGAAAUGGAAUUUGGAAAAUAUGGGCUGAUAAACUUGACAAACACAUUUUGUCGAAAUUUUGA